AAAAAAAACUUCUCGAUUAAAAUGAACUGUGUGUUUGUUUUUAUCGAUCUGUGGAAUUAGUGAUUUGCUUGUUUGGAUUUACUGAUACUGUCCACAGGUAGUAAAAAAGUAGAGUUUUAGUAAAGUGAGAAAUUGUUCUAUUGUAUAUUGCUUAAGUUUUCCUCCAUAUGUUUUGGUUUUGGCAAUGCUUGUCAGAUAUCAGUAAUGAAACUGUGAAUCGCCUUUGAUUUGGUAUGUUGGAUGUAUUUGGGGAUAUUUUGGUGUCUUGAUCUAUUCAGUGUGCCAUAAAAAGGGCGAUUUUUCUCGAGUGGAUAUCAUUAUCACAGGUUAUGUGAACCAUAGUAGAAGAUAGAAGAUCGGUUGGAGCUAUUAUCAGAAGUAUAAUGGGCUCAAGAUUCCCAUCGCAUCAGCUCAGCAAUGGCUUGUAUGUUUCAGGCAGGCGUGAGCAGCCAAAGGAGAAGCCUUCAACAAUGAGCUCAGUUGCCAUGCCAUACACUGGUGGAGAUGUAAAGAAAUCUGGUGAGCUUGGCAAAAUGUUUGAUCUUCACACAGAGAAAUUGAGAAAAUCUGGACCUCUCACCAGUGCUUCAUUCAGAGGCACAACUCCUCACUCAGGACCUGUAAUGCCUAAUGCUUCUGGUCGAACCGGCUAUUCGGGUUCUCUCGCUUCCGCAAUUCCUGGUUCUGUCUCAUCAGGAAACAGACAAGUUUCUAACUCUGGACCUCUUAAACAUGGGGAUUCAGUUAAAAAGACAUCUGGUCCACAAUCUGUAGUAAACACAAUGGCUCGCCAGAAUUCUGGCCCCCUCCCACCAGUGCUACCGACAACGGGUUUGAUCACAUCUGGGCCAAUUAAUUCUGGACCACUUAACUCAACUGGUGCUACUCGUAAAGUAUCUGGUCCACUUGACUCGACUGGAUCAAUGAGGCUACAUACAAAGAGCAUUGCCCGCAAUCAGGCUGUCACUAAUCUAAGUCAGGAUGAUGAUUAUCUAUUCAAGGGGAGUUUACCAAAGCCGAUUUUGUGGUCUGUUGUUUUGUUGUUUGCAAUGGGGUUUAUAGCAGGUGGUUUCAUUCUCGGUGCUGUUCACAAUGCUGUUCUUCUUAUCGUAGUUGUGGUUUCCUCUGGAGCAGUCGCUGCAUUUUUCAUUUGGAAUGCGUUCUAUGGGAAGAGAGCGGUCAUACAAUUUAUUGCCCGAUACCCUGAUGCUGAGCUGCAAAGUGCAAAAGAUGGGCAAUAUGUUAAGGUCACUGGGGUUGUAACAUGUGGUAAUCUUCCCCUCGAAUCUUCAUACUGUAAAGUUCCUCGAUGUGUCUAUACAUCUACUUCUCUAUAUGAGUAUAGGGAUUGGGACUCGAAAGCUGCCAAUCCCAAGCAUCUACGCUUUACAUGGGGACUAAGAUCAAUGGAGAGGCAUGUGGUUGAUUUCUACAUCUCAGACUUCGAAUCAGGCUUACGAGCUUUAGUCAAAGCUGGCUACGGUGCUCAAGUGACGCCGUAUGUGGACGAGUCUGUUGUUAUCGACAUAAACACAAAAAACAAGGAUUUGGCUCCUGAUUUUCUCAAGUGGUUGCGCAAGAGGAACCUUUCGAGUGAUGAUCGCGAAAUGCGCAUGAAGGAAGGCUACAUAAAAGAAGGCAGCACUGUUAGCAUCAUGGGGGUCGUCCGAAGGAACGAUAAUGUCUUAACGAUAGUAUCCCCUUCAGAGCCCCUUCCCAUUGGAUACCAAUGGUCGGAGUGCAUUCUUCCGGCAAACCUUGAAGGAUUAAUAUUGAGAUGUGAGGACUCAUCAAAAGUAGAUGUCAUACCAGUGUAGAGCACAUAAUUAAUCGCCUGCUGUUAAAAUUUCUCUUUUUUAGACUUCAAAGUCCAUGUCGAGAUCAAGUGAUCAUACAUAUAGAGGAAAGUGUCUCUUCCUUGGUUGGGCAAGUUUUUGCGACUUUGAUUUCUGACAUUUGAGUGAGUACAUAUCAGUGCAAAGUUUAGUUUGA
This is a messenger RNA of Zingiber officinale, 1992 nucleotides long. RefSeq lists its product as uncharacterized. The coding region runs from base 384 to 1817 and encodes 477 amino acids. The record is from RefSeq and is a predicted model, not a curated record. The transcript has 5 exons. NCBI's taxonomy places the organism in Eukaryota, Viridiplantae, Streptophyta, Magnoliopsida, Zingiberales, Zingiberaceae.